AAAUUCACACGAUUUACUAACUUCGCAUUUAUCGACCUGCAUGGAAGAAAUUUCUUUGUUUCGAACGAGGAGAUCGUUGGCUCUUUCAAAACCUGCCACUCCCUUUACACCAAACAGACCUAUGAGAGUGAUAUUAAUUUGUACACGCUCUCGACAUUUGCCCUUUCUUUGGUGGUCGACCUUCUUGUUCUUGUUGAACUUGCGAGCGAACUUUUCCGAGUCACCAAGGCUAAAGAUAUUAGUCUACCAUAUGGAAAGCUUCAAUGCCAGAUCGACCAGCGGUUGCAACCGAGGGAGACAUCGUCAGCGCAAGAGGUGUAUCCUACGAUUCCAUUGCAGAAACGACAAUGAUUCAUUUUACCGAAUUCUCUAUGCCCGGCCAGCUUGUCUUCCUGUACAAGGAGUAGCAGAGGCAUGCGCAGGCUGGUACAGGCGCUCCGCUUCCUUUUGCAACAGAGGCUACUGUUCGAUACCUCAGCGUCGAUGUCUGAUUCCCGUUUCCUCCCAGUAUAGGUAAUGAGGAAUUUUUUUCGUACGUCUCGUGGGGAUCUACCCAUAGCGAACAGGACGAAGGAUAAUUUUUAUGAUGGGGCAUUUCCGAACGUGUCACUCCUGCUCAACAACAUCUGGGACAAUGAGUGUAUCCCAGGGCUGGCAG
This is a messenger RNA of Suillus bovinus, 658 nucleotides long. RefSeq lists its product as uncharacterized. The record is from RefSeq and is a predicted model, not a curated record. NCBI's taxonomy places the organism in Eukaryota, Fungi, Basidiomycota, Agaricomycetes, Boletales, Suillaceae. The coding region runs from base 41 to 517 and encodes 158 amino acids. The transcript has 2 exons.